UAAAUCUUAGAGAAAAGACAUAUGGUUAAAUAAAAAUAAUGUCUGCAUCUAUGGUCCUUUUCUCCUUACCCCUCAAGAUUUCCAUUUGGACUAUUUGUAUAUUGUACUAUUAUAAAUUGUACAUUUGUACAUUGUAAAGAAUCCUAUUCUUCAAGACUGAGAGGGGAUCUGAAAUAGAAAUCAUUUGGUACUUAGAGAAACUUUUCUUCCAGCUUCUCAAUAAGAUAAUCUGCCUUUCCAUUUUCUUGUCACUCCAGUACACUUGACUGUUAGUAAAUGAUUAAUGACUGCCUUCUCUAAUCUUCCUUCCCUCUUGGAAGGAUCUAGUUGGGCGGAAGAUGAAAGUAGCAACUUGUGUCUCUGAGUACUUGGAACCAGAGAACAGUUACCAAAUUCUGUUUAAAAUAAAAAAUAGAGGAUUUGACCUGGAGAACCACACCUGAAUCAAAGCAAGGAGGACCUGAAACUCAUACACCAAGAGUUGAGAGUAGAUUGUAGAGAGUGCCAAGGAGUUAGUAAGUGAAGAAGACCAAAGCUAGGAAGAGUGAGUUUCUAUAUAAAUAGGUGAAUUAUGGAGGCCACUGGACUCUGGAAAGUGGCUGGUCUUUUGUGUUCCUGGUAGCAUGUUGUACAAAUAAUGUAGAUCCACAUAUAGGAGCUAAGGUGGAAUGGAUUGAUUCCUCUUCUCCCUCAGACACCUGUACCUGGUAAUAGAGUAUGUCACUGCAUACAAAUCCAUUCUUACUUCAAUCAAAAAAGAAUAUGAUGCCUUUAUUGAAACAAUAAAGAAAAGCCAAAGAACUGCAUUUUGUCUUCAUGGAAAACUUAAAGUUUUGGCAGCAGAGCCCACGGCAUUGAUCUAUCACAGGAAAAGAACAAUUCAACUUGAAGCAAAAAUGAGGGUUAUUGAAAAUAAUUCCUCAAAGAUUCAAUUGCAAAUAGACAAAAUGAAACAACUUAGGGCAGAGUAUGACAUGAACGAAGUAAAAUAUUGUACUUUCUCCAAAGAUCCUUCAAAACCUAUUCCAGGCAUGACUCUCCAAGAAUCUGUCAAUUUAGAUGCCCUCACGAAAUAUCGGAAACAUCUUGAAGAUAAAUAUACAGAAAUUAAACAAGUUAUGUCAAAAAAAUAUGUACCAGCUCAGAGGAAGGUGGAGUUAGACAAUGAAAUGACUGAGAUAUUAAAACGGCGAGAUUUAGCUGAAAAUAUGAACAAAGAAUUACAGUUUCGUCAUCAAAGACUGCAGACUGUUUCAUAUGCACUUACUUCAUGGGUAAAAUCUGAUAAGAGCAGCUCAUUUCAAGACUUUGUGGAGCAAAUUCAGAAAACUAAAGAUAUACAUGGUGAUCAAGGCAUUGUUGAGGAACUACUUGAAGAUGAUCCAGGCAAGGCAAAAGAAGCUGAAAUUUUGCUUUACUACAUUGAAAGGUUCAAUGAAUUAAUCUCACUUGGUGAAUAUGAAAAGGCAGCUGGUUUUGCUGCAAACAGUCCUAGAAGAAUUCUUCAAAACACUGGGACAAUGAAUAAAUUUAAGGCUGUUGGAAGAAUUAGAGGAAAGCCUUUUCCAUUGCUCUUAUUUUUUGAGGCUAUCUUUAGCACAAGUCAUGCUUUUAGACGUCCUAUUGGUGCAGAACUAACCCUGGAAGGAAUCAAAUGUGGAUUAUCUGAAAAACGUUUAGAUUUAGUUAUCCAUUGGGUCACCCAGGAAAGGCUGACGUUUUCUGAGGAGGCUGGGGAUGUGCUUUGUGAUUAUGGGGAACAGGAUACUUAUAACAAGGCCAAGUGCCUGGCUUUAGCUCAGAUCAUCUACAGUGAGUGUGGCCUGCACAAGAAAGCUCUUCUUUGCCUGUGUAAACAGGGUCAGAUUCAUGGGGCCAUGGAAUACAUACAACAAUUCAAGGACUUUACUUCUGAUGACUUGAUGAAGCUAAUAAAGUUAUGUCCCCACACUGAAUUAAUUCAGUGUCUCACUAAAGAAUGGAAUGGGAAGCCACCAUCUUUAUCCUUUGGUCUUGCUAUACUUCAUCUGUUCUCUACAGAUAUGAAAAAAGUUGGCAUUAAGCUACUUCAAGAAGUAAAUAAAGGUGGAAGAGAUGCCAUCGAAUACCUUAUGAUAAAUGAUCCAUUUUGCUCCCUAGAAAGGUGGCAAGAAAUGGCAAAUGUAUGUUUACAGAAUGGCUUUGACAAAUUAUCUAAUAACAUCAUGUCCAUUCUUCGAUCUCAGGCUGGAGUUACAGAAAUUUCUGAAGAGGAUGAUACAGUCAACUUAAUGGAACAUGUUUUUUGGUAGUUCUGUACCUUUACCAGUUGAAGGAGCUUGUACAACAUUUUAUGUAUGUUGGUUGGGCAAAUUGACUUUGGGAUAACCAACUUAUGAAUAAAUCUAGAGUA
Molecule: messenger RNA, 2392 nt
Organism: Equus quagga
Lineage: Eukaryota; Metazoa; Chordata; Mammalia; Perissodactyla; Equidae
Gene: CLHC1
Product: clathrin heavy chain linker domain containing 1
Exons: 11
Coding region: 897-2291 (464 amino acids)
Source: RefSeq, a predicted model, not a curated record